GCCGGAGGGGGGGGGGGCGUGACCGGAGCGGGUAUAAAUAGAGCCGCCGGGGGGGCGGCUGGAUGGAGUGACAGGCUUGAGUGGCGGUUGUCGCCGAGUGAGCAGCUUUUUUGGAGAAGAUCAAACUCUAAAAUGGCAGGCAAAGGAAGUAAUACUGAUUGCAUGUCAUGCAGUGUACUGACCUGGGAGCAGGUCAGCCGUCUGCAUGAGGUUCUGACAGAGGUGGUUCCAAUCCAUGGACGGGGCAACUUCCCAACACUGAAAAUAACCCUGAAGGACAUUGUUCAGACGGUUCACAACAGGCUGGAUGAGGCAGGCAUCCAAGUACACGAUGUCCGGCUGAAUGGUUCUGCAGCUGGUCAUGUCUUGGUCAAGGAUAAUGGACUGGGUUGCAAAGAUCUGGACCUAAUUUUUCAAGUGUCCCUUCCAACUGAGGCUGAGUUUCAGCUAGUCCGAGAUGUGGUGUUGCGGUCCCUCUUAAACUUCUUGCCAGAGGGGGUAAGCAAACUAAAAAUCAGCCCAAUGACACUGAAGGAAGCCUACAUCCAGAAGCUAGUGAAAGUAUGCACAGAGACAGACCGAUGGAGCUUAAUAUCACUCUCCAACAAACAUGGCAGGAAUGUAGAGCUGAAGUUUGUAGAUCGCAUACGACGACAGUUUGAGUUUAGUGUGGACUCUUUCCAAAUCAUACUAGAUGCCUUGCUUUUUUACUAUGACUGCUCAGAAAAUCCUAUGUCGGAGCACUUCCAUCCAACUGUAAUUGGAGAGAGUAUGUAUGGAGACUUUGAGGCAGCCUUUGAUCACCUCCGAAACAGAUUGAUAGCUACCAAGAAUCCUGAGGAGAUCAGAGGUGGUGGGCUCCUGAAGUACAGCAACCUCUUAGUGCGGGAUUUCCGGCCCAUGGACAAGGAGGAGAUUAAAACUCUAGAGCGGUACAUGUGCUCCCGGUUCUUCAUAGACUUCCCUGACAUCCUGGAUCAGCAGCGCAAACUGGAGACUUACCUCCAGAACCACUUCUCCAAAGAGGAGAGAAGCAAAUAUGACUAUCUCAUGAUCCUGCGCAGGGUAGUAAAUGAGAGCACAGUGUGCCUCAUGGGACAUGAGCGGAGACAGACUCUCAACCUGAUCUCGCUGCUAGCACUUAGAGUGUUGGCAGAACAAAACAUCAUACCUAAUGCCACUAAUGUUACCUGUUAUUAUCAGCCAGCACCCUAUGUCAGCGAUGGGAACUUCAGCAACUACUAUAUUGCAAACUCUCCCAUUCCCUAUAGCCAGUCUUAUCCCACCUGGCUGCCUUGUAACUAAUCUCUAACUUGAGUAUUUCUUUAAAUGGAAUCUUGUGGUGGGAACCAUUAAUCACCAGAGGCUUUCUAAAGGGAAUCUGUGGCUUACCUCUGGCUCUGCUGUUUUCCUGGUGUGCAGUGUGAUCACACCACUAGUUCCUAGCUUAAAAAAAAAAAAGCACCUUUCAGGACCCUCUGUACAAAAGCCACAAGAAGCCUUAUUGCCCUUUUGUUAGGGGAAGGGAUCCUAUGGCCUCAUGUUUGGAAUUAGUUAGUUAUAAAUUUUUGAGGACAUGGCUGUUGCACAUUUGAUUUAGGUACUGUAAUACAGCUGCAUACUGAGAGGAAACUGCAAGAAUUAUGUCUACAGAACCAAAGACAUUCUGUCCUAGAGCAGCAACAAGAUCAUUCUGUGAGUUCCUUAUUGCCUCCCCUGCUCACUUUACACUCCCUCAAUCUCAAGUCCUAGUCAGUUUUUCCAUUGGAAGCUCUUGCAUAAGCUGUUCUCCCCCCCCCCCCCCCCCCCAACAGCUCGUGCUGUGCAUGAGCAACUUGUACUUUCUGGCUUUACAGAAUGGGUAACUGUAGGGACACUAUCCUUUUUCAUGCAGGGGCUCCAGAAUUUACUGGUUCCUGCAGUAGCUGUGUAUUGCUUUUCUAGAGUUGAAAAUAGAUUUCUUGAGGAGUUUGAUAGUGGGGCUGGUUUGAAAUACUCUUUGGGUGUCAAGUUUCAGAAGAGAAUUUCUCAGAUGACCAAUUCCCCAGAAUGUUAACUCGUAUGUACUAAAGACUGAAGUCCUUAACACAAUUAAAGCUUCAAAAACAAUUACAAGUAUUGAAACAAUGUUUGAGUAAAAAAAAAAAAUUGUCUGAAGCCUGCCCUUCUAAAGGAACUGGAACCCUUUUUUGACUGGGCAACCCUUCCCAGGAAUGCCUUUCAGUGUUCCAAUAGGAAUAGCACACCUCUUAUACUAAAGCUCAGCUUAACAAGCCCUUUCUUCGCCACCACGUACAGUAUUAAGAAGGCAUGCUUGUUUCUCAUAAAUUGGAGUGUGCCAGAUAGGCACACCUCUUCCUACAAACACCCAACCUUUUCUCAAAUAUAUUUAGAUAUUUACCAAGUGCCUCCUACAAAUGCAUAUAUUCCUGUACACCUUUGGGCAGGACCAAACCCUUUCCAUUACAGAAAGUAAUCUAAUAACUUCCUAUCUCAAACUGAAGAUGCUCCUUUCAGAGUUCAACAAUAGCCCUUUCACAAGUUCAUAGCAUCAGAUAAGCUGUUUGGAGACCUAUUGAAAUUCUCCUGUCUUCACUACCACUUAAGAGAUGUUAACUUCAUAUGAUUGCUAAAUAGUGUAGCACAAACACAGCUCCCCACAAAGACUGAAUAAGGCAGAAAUCAGGCCAUACUGUGUUAUGAGUAAUCUCUGAAGUAGAGACCCCUUUUCUAAGAAGGGGAAGAUUGCUCUUCAAAGGAGUAUGUCUUGAAUUGAGUUAAAUAGUGGAUGCUUAGCUUGCUUGACAUGACCCUUCUCUAUUGGUUAGGAAGGGUCAAGACUACACUACAGUUAAUAACCCAUUGAGUGGCUGAAGCUGUAAAAUUGCAGUGUAGAUGUUUCGGCUCAGGCUGGACCCUGGGCUCUGGGACCAUCCUCCCACCUUACGGGGUCCCAGGGCUCAGGCUGGAGCCUGAGCCCAAACAUCUAUACUGCAAUUUUACAGCCCUGCAGCCUGAGCUAGCUGACAGUGGGUGUCUAAUUGUAGUGUAGACCUAACCAAAAGCUAAAAAUCCCAAAUCUUCCAGAGUUCUCUAUAGCAGGGCCAGGAAGCUUAUUGGCACAUUAACCCAUAUGAUUAUUUAGAUUAGUAGUGAAACAUGGAUUAAGUACAAUCCAGCAGAGGACCUGGCAGUUUUAGGUUUUCUUUCCCGGAAGUGAAAAGAGGGUAAAAUAACAUGCACAUGGUAACCUUCAACUAGACUUAGCUAAUACUUAAGCAUGGCUUUGCAUAACUCUUCUUACCAUCUUCAGUAAGCUGAAGUUACAACUGUCUUCUCCUGUUUGAGCCUGGGGUGAUGCUUCAAUAUCUGGAAUUGCAAUAACUUAACUGUCAAGUAUUAAGCACAGGAUUCAAACUUCUCUACAGAAUGAAGUAGAAAGCAAGAUAAGGACCCAAUCUUCAGAACUAAAGGUGAAGGGCAAAAGAAGUGGUUGGGCAACACUCCUCUGGCACAACCAUAGAAGGCUGUUUCUUGCUAGAAUAAAAUUCCUCUAAUGCCCAUUUUCCAAAAGGAUGAAAUUCCCUCCUCCAAUAAAAAGCUAUCCGUAUGUCUGACUCUUGGAUGGCAGAUUCAUAAGGCCCACUUCAGCAGGACAUAUGUAAAAUAUGAAACUAUUCAUUUUAGUUAUUCAGGUAGCAUAACCUUGGCUAGGUAGGAGUCUAAAGUAGAGAAGAAUAAACCUGAGCCUAACCUGAAGCAUUCUUUUAAAAAUAUCAAACAGCCUUAUAAACAGCUGACUUUCAAAAAUGAUCAUCUAGCAACUUCAUUGACUUAACUGGGGGGCUUCUAGGUGCUCAGCACUACUUUAUGCUGCCAAAUAUAAAUCAAGACACCUACUCAAUUUUUUUUUGACUUGUGCAUCUAAGUGUGGCGUUGCCUUGCCAUGUUCAGAAAGAAAGAUUGAACCAGUUUGAAAACUUAGUCCUCUUUUUUUUUUUUUUUCUCUAAAGUUCAUGUGGUUACCAAAUCUACUGACUACCUUAUUGUCUGAAGCCAAAAUCUUCAGACUCAGGCAAGUAAGCUUACCAAAAGUGGUGCGCAGGAGUAAAUCAAACACAGAUAGUUUUAGGUUCUCCAGUGCCACUAACGAGGAUCACUAGUAAGGGAGGAGGAGAACUCAAGAGGAUCACAAGAGUAAAACUAUACCUCAAAUAUUGUCCCUUUUAAUGGUGGUUUUUAGUCUCUCAGUUAUCAAUACCUCAACUUAUCCUGUAUACUAACUUUAGUACCAACCCUCUUCCUGAAAGUGGCAUGUUUCUUUUCUUCUCAAAUAGAUGUGUAUAUGAGUCAAAGCUGUUUUCUCUUGUAGGAUCUAAUGGCUAGAUCUUUAAGAAAACACAA
Molecule: messenger RNA, 4404 nt
Organism: Dermochelys coriacea (leatherback sea turtle)
Lineage: Eukaryota; Metazoa; Chordata; Testudines; Dermochelyidae
Gene: TENT5C
Product: terminal nucleotidyltransferase 5C
Exons: 2
Coding region: 133-1305 (390 amino acids)
Biological process (GO): mRNA stabilization
Molecular function (GO): RNA binding; poly(A) RNA polymerase activity
Source: RefSeq, a predicted model, not a curated record